This is a messenger RNA of Anastrepha ludens (Mexican fruit fly), 669 nucleotides long. RefSeq lists its product as uncharacterized. The transcript has 2 exons. NCBI's taxonomy places the organism in Eukaryota, Metazoa, Arthropoda, Insecta, Diptera, Tephritidae. The coding region runs from base 28 to 669 and encodes 213 amino acids. The record is from RefSeq and is a predicted model, not a curated record.
CAAUAGAUCAGAAUAAGUUUAUUUAUUAUGGGCGAUGCACUUGAAAAUACUUAUCACGACUCAACAUUUAAUUAUUUGGUCGACCCUGCAACAAAGAAUUGGCGAGAAUGGCUCUCACUAGGUAGUUCACUUGAUUUGGACAAACGGCGCAUCUUAAUGUGGAUUUGGCCCACCGAAAAUGAAUUACUUAAGUUUGGUUCGUUACUGGCGGCACAUAAAGUAGAGCAUGUACUUAGUAUAGGCUGUGGCAACGGAUUAUUCGAAUGGAUAGUGCAAGAAAGUUUAGGUAUUUCGGUCAAUGGCAUCGAAAUUGAUCGAGCCUGGUGGGAAAGCAAAUAUUCAACCAAAAGUUUCAUUAACCUUAAUUAUAUUGAUGAUUUGAAAAACGAAGACGUUGAACAAGUCGAUUACCUUCAAAAGUGUUGUAAAUUAAAAAAUUGGAAUUUUGCGCUAAUGUUUUGUUAUUUUAAUGAUCGUAUUGCAUUCCUCAACUACCUCAAAAACUAUAAAGGAAAUAGUUUGCUUAUAAUUGGACCGAUUACUGGAAUGGAUGUUUUUACUGAUCCGUUACCACUAGAACCACAUUUUCCCGAGAAAUCAAAUUGGAGACUAAAAGAUACAAUACGCAUUGGCAAAAAAGAUGCCAUAGCCUUUUAUGCGAAUAUAUAA